GAGGAGGAGAGUCGACAGUCAUCUGAUUCUUUUCCUGUCCCACCCUCCACCGGACAGACGGGAAGAGCUGACGGCGCUCGAGCUCCACACACCGCCUCUGAGAGCGACUCCGAGCCGCGCGAAGCAACACGGACGACGCGGAGCGGCAGAAACGACGCGACGCGACGCCACUGAAACAGCGAGGCGCGAUCAGCCGCGCAGACAGAAGUUCCAGAACUUGAGCAGAACUUGAGAAACUGAUCAGACCCGCGAUGAUCGGAGAAACAUGACGACGCCAGCGCGUUUCUGAGCGCGUUUGUCCGCGAGUCGGAGCGGCUUUUCCUGCUAUUCUUCUUCUGAGCGCUUCCUGCUCGGGCAAAACCACCAACAGCUAAAAAUACUGAGCCCUCAAUGGAGCCCUGAGCACAGACUUCAGCUCUCCAGGGCCGAUGCGUCUCCAGUCGCUCGGGGGUUUUACAAGGACUUGAUCUCUGAGAUGUUUUCCUCUCAUAUGUGAUGUUUUGGGGGGUAGAUGCUCGUGGAGAGACUGAUUUGGUGUUUAGAUGGGGAUCGAUGACUGAUGGAGACGCUUCCACCGAUGAUCCGGGCGUACAGGGUUGUGACAAACCCACAUGAACUUCAACAUCACACUUCUUCUGAUUUCACUCAAAGUGCCUUGUAAACUCUCCAUGGAGCCGCUGAAGAACAUAUUCUCCCGCGGCCCGGUGUCCGCCUGGAAGAGUCUGGAUCAGACUCAGAAGGGUAACUUCACCAACCCGGUUUGGACCGCUUUGUUCGACUACGAGGCUUCGGGGAUAGACGAACUCACACUGCGUAAAGGAGACCUGGUGGAGGUCCUGUCUCUGGAUUCGGAGAUAUCCGGAGACGAAGGAUGGUGGGCGGGAAAGGUCAACAACAAGGUGGGAAUCUUCCCCUCCAACUAUGUCUCCUUCAAGCCCAGUGGAUACGGUGAGCUGCAGGGCUCGGGUCUGGGACCGGCCGUGGUGAGCGAGCUGGAGCCGGACACGGUGGACUUCAGCGAGCUGAGUCUGGAGGAGGUCAUCGGGGUCGGCGGCUUCGGGAAGGUCUACCGAGGGACCUGGAAGGGCGAGUUGGUGGCCGUGAAAGCGGCCCGUCAGGAUCCAGACGAGGACAUCAGUGUCACAGCACAGAACGUCCAGAACGAAGCCAGGCUCUUCGCCAUGCUCAAGCACCCCAACAUCAUCGCACUCAUCGGUGUGUGCCUGCAGGAGCCAAACCUGUGUCUGGUCAUGGAGUAUGCGUCCGGUGGCCCGCUGAGCCGUGCUCUGGCCGGACGGAGGAUCCCGCCACAUGUGCUGGUCAACUGGGCGGUGCAGAUCGCCCGAGGGAUGCUGUACCUACACAACGAGGCCAUCGUCCCCGUCAUCCACCGAGACCUCAAGUCCAACAACAUUCUGCUGGCAGAGCCUGUGGAGCAGGACAGCAUCGAGGGUAAAACCCUGAAGAUCACUGAUUUCGGUCUGGCGCGUGAGUGGCACAAGACGACGAAGAUGAGCACCGCAGGAACCUACGCCUGGAUGGCCCCGGAGGUCAUCAAGUCCUCCACCUUCUCCAAAGGCAGCGACGUCUGGAGUUAUGGUGUGUUAUUAUGGGAGCUGUUGACCGGAGAGUCUCCCUACCGAGGGAUCGAUGGUCUGGCCGUGGCUUACGGAGUCGCUGUGAACAAACUGACCCUUCCGAUCCCGUCCACCUGCCCGGAGCCCUUCGCCCAGCUCAUGUCCGAGUGCUGGGAUCAGGAUCCGCACCGCAGGCCCAGCUUCUCCUCCAUCCUGCAGCAGCUGAUGGCUCUGGAGGAGCAGGUGAUGCACGAGAUGCCACAGGACUCCUUCCAUUCACUCCAGGAGGACUGGAAACUGGAGAUCCAGGACAUGUUUGACGAGCUGCGGGCCAAAGAGAAGGAGCUGCGGUGUCGUGAGGAGGAGCUGAAGCGUGCGGCGCUGGAGCAGAAGUCUCACGAGGAGUUCCUCCGUCAGCGCGAGCAGCAGUUAGCGCAGUGGGAGCAGGACGUGUUCGAGCGAGAGCUAUCACUGCUCAUCAUGGACCUCAACCAGAACCAGAAACCCAACGUCAAGAAGCGCAAGGGAACCUUCAAGAAACACAAGCUGAAGGUGAAGAACGGAGAGAAGAUCAGCAUGCCGCAGGAUUUCAUCCAUAAGAUCACGGUCCAGGCGUCUCCGUGUUUGGAGAAGAGGCGUAACUCUCCGGAUCUGGGAUCGCCGUCCAUCGGUCCACGCUUCCGAGCCAUACAGCUGGGUCCCAGUGAGAGCAAGUGGAGCUCGGUUUGGCCGCUGGAGACUCUUCCUCUCAAGCAGACCAACGGAGAGAGGAAAUUCACUCCUCAUCUGAGCCCCAAAAGCCCCAAGAGUCCAAAGAUCCUCCGUCUGAGCACGCAGGAGAACAGUCUGUCGAUGAGAGCCAAACUCCUGGAGGUGGACAGUAACGAGAGCGAGGAAUCCAGAGCUGAUUUUGAGGAGUACAGACCCAUCACACCAGAGUCCAGCCACAACGAGGGCUCUGAGAGCGAGGAGGGCUCGUCCCCGUGUGGUUCUCCCAGACCGGAUGCCCCCGGGCCGGUGUGUCGAGUGAAGAGCACACACCGCGCUCUGCUCAGCAGCGCCGCCCUGCUGGCGUCCGUGGCUCUGGGCCGCUGUGUGGAGCCGCAGCACCCGCCCACUCCACCGCCGCGCACCUCGUCCCGGACACACCUCCCGGAGCCCGAGGUGGGGGAUCUGAUCAGCUUCAGUAUGGACUCCCUGCCGCGGGGCCUUCUGGACUCGAACCCACGGCACGACCGGACUCCACACGCUAACGGAGACGCCGAGGGACCGCGGCAGAGCGGGGAGCGCAGGAGGAGGAGCAGCUGCGGACUCAGCUCCUCACAGCUCAUCUUGGAUCUCCCGCUGUGUCAGGACACGUUUGAGGCCGAGGACAAGUCUCCGCUGCCCUUCGCUCUGUAUCCAGACCCUCGCUUGUGGAGCCCUAAAACCCGGCGUCUGGAGGUCAACAUCAUCCCUCGGCCGCGUCCGUCCCCUAACCGACCCCGCAUCGACCCGUGGAGCUUCGUUUCGGCCGGCGUGACGGACAGAGCGGCCGCCCAUAGGGUCAUCAGCAGCCCCACGAGCCCUCGACUGGCCUACCAGCCCUCGCCCACAAACCCCUUCACAAACUGUGACCCCUUCCCUUCCCCGGACUGUGACCCCUUCAUUCUGAGGGUCGACCCUGCUGUGAACUCGGACCACGCCUCGACCUUUGACCCCUUCUCCGCCCCGUUCCCCACCUCGCGCUCGGCGCCCUGCUCCACCAAUGGCAGUCCCAAUCUGUCCCUGCGGGUGGCGCCGCUGAACCCGGCCGACUCUCCGCUCUUAGACCUGAGCUGGAUGGGUGUCAGCCGGCCCCUCGACGGCCCCAAAGAGAGGGUCCAUCCUCACCGGAGCCUCGGCCUCAGUCCGUUCAGAUCCUCAGCGCCGCUCAGAGACGACCGCUUCUGAACCCUGUCCCGCAAACGAGGGU
Carassius auratus (goldfish) is the source of this 3531-nucleotide messenger RNA. RefSeq names its product mitogen-activated protein kinase kinase kinase 11-like. Gene Ontology annotation, cellular component: centrosome. NCBI's taxonomy places the organism in Eukaryota, Metazoa, Chordata, Actinopteri, Cypriniformes, Cyprinidae. The transcript is spliced from 10 exons. The coding region runs from base 612 to 3509 and encodes 965 amino acids. The record is from RefSeq and is a predicted model, not a curated record. Gene Ontology annotation, molecular function: JUN kinase kinase kinase activity; protein binding; ATP binding. Gene Ontology annotation, biological process: positive regulation of apoptotic process; protein phosphorylation; microtubule-based process.